UUGUUGUUGUUUUUUGAGCGCUCUACAUGCCUUCACCCCAUAUGUUUACUAACAUUUCCCGGUCUCCCACUGUUUUUAUAUUCUGACUGCAUUGGCUGGCUGCUGCAUAUCAGAUUGAAAUGACUCUCGACGGCAUCGAAUAUCGAGUGCUGGAACUGUUCAGUGGAAUAGGAGGCAUGCAUUAUGCCAUCAAACGUUCCGGAAAAUGCUACAAGGUGAUGGCCGCAAUAGACAUCAACCCAGUGGCCAAUACUAUCUACAAUCACAACUUUGGUGCAGAUCAAGCGAUGAGCAGAAACAUUCUCAGUUUAACUCCGGAACGUAUAAGAAAGCUUGACGUGAAUGUAAUUCUCAUGUCGCCUCCGUGUCAGCCUUUCACCCGAAAUGGCAAUUUCAAAGACGUUGAUGAUAGACGAGCUGAUCCAUUCGUGCAUUUGUGUGAUUUGCUUGGCAAUAUCCCAACUGUGCAAUUCAUACUUCUUGAAAAUGUGAAAGGUUUCGAACGAUCUCAGGCAUGUGAACUUUACAAGACAAAACUUUCUGAUGCUGGGUUUUACUUCAAAGAGUAUAUACUUUCACCUCAUAACUUCAACGUUCCCAAUACUCGCCAUCGCUACUACUGUGUGGCCAAACGAACUGCAUUUAGCAGCACUGACACGCAAAUAGUGACUGAACCAUCGCCGCGGCACAUCCAGCCGCCGAUAUCUAUCGGCGAUAUUGUGGAACCGGAGUCCGAAAAUCUAAAUCGAUAUCUGUUGAAAGACGAUUUGCUUCGCAAAAGACUAGCAAUUAUGGACAUUUGCACACCAGACUCCACCAACUCGAUGUGCUUUACCAAAGCGUACACUCACUACGCUGAAGGGACAGGUUCAGUGUACAGCCCACUGGGCAAAACGGAUUUCGAUGCUAUCUACAAACAGGCUGAGCUUGCACUCGAUGAAAAUGACCGGUUGGGCCUACUGAGGAGGCUGAAAGUGCGGUACUUCACACCGACAGAGGUCGCCAGGCUGAUGUCAUUUCCUGAUGAUUUUCAGUUUCCGAAUGAAAGCACAGACAAACAGCGUUACCGAGUGCUUGGGAACAGUAUCAAUGUGUUGGUUGUAAGUUCGCUGUUUGAUGAGAUGGAUUAAGUACUGAAACUGUUGUAGAAAUAAAUUUAGUCUAUUGGAA
This is a messenger RNA of Armigeres subalbatus, 1170 nucleotides long. Its product is annotated as tRNA (cytosine(38)-C(5))-methyltransferase-like. The transcript has 2 exons. The record is from RefSeq and is a predicted model, not a curated record. Gene Ontology annotation, molecular function: methyltransferase activity. NCBI's taxonomy places the organism in Eukaryota, Metazoa, Arthropoda, Insecta, Diptera, Culicidae. The coding region runs from base 120 to 1130 and encodes 336 amino acids. Gene Ontology annotation, cellular component: nucleus.